AUGCGUCUCCCCCAGCUCACCCUCCCAAAGAACCUCAUCAGGUCCCUCGCCACCGCCGCCGAACAAGCAUCCUCCUCCACCGCCCCCCCCGCCCCCUCACCGCCCAACAAGUGGUCCCCGCAUACCCUCAGAACAGGCCUGAUCGCCCGUAAGCGCGGUAUGACUGCCAUCUGGGACGCCGACGGCCGCAGACACCCUGUCACUAUCCUCCAAGUAGACUCCAACCACGUCCUUCGCCACAACCCACCCCUCCCCCAAGCAUCCUCCCAAUUCCACUCGCUGCAAAUCGGCGCCGGCGACAAGCGCGCGAAAAAUACUACAAAGCAGCAGCUGGGCCACUUCAAGAAGGCGGGAUUGGAGGGGGGUAAAUAUAUAGUCAAGGAGUUUCAGGUGUCUGAAGAUGCGGUGAUCAAUGUGGGAGAAGAGUUGAGUGCGGGGCAUUUCGUGCCGGGGCAGUAUGUGGAUGUGCAGGGUGCGACGAUCGGAAAGGGCUUCCAGGGUGUCAUGAAGCGUUUCGGUUUCCGAGGUUUGAAGGCUACCCACGGUACCUCCGUCAAGCACCGAGCUGGUGGUUCUUACGGUCAGAACCAGGACCCUGGACACAUUAUCAAAGGCAAAAAGAUGCCUGGGCGCAUGGGCGGCGUCAACCGAACGACCCAAAAUCUCCUCAUCCACCGAGUUGACCACCUCUUAAACCUUCUCUACGUUCGAGGCUGCGUACCCGGCCACGACGAUGCGUUCAUCACCAUUCGAGAUGCUAAAAAGCUCGUCAAGGCCAAGGCGCAGCUGGCGUUGAAGAAGGGUAAAGAGGAGGGCGAGUGGCUGGGUCAGGGUGUGAUUGGACUUCCUACACCGGGUGCUACCAAGGCGCAGGUGGAGAGUGAGGGUUGGCCAGAAGUCGUCGAGUGGAAGGGAGAAGGUUACGCUGAAAGGUAG
This is a messenger RNA of Cryptococcus amylolentus CBS 6039, 936 nucleotides long. RefSeq names its product 50S ribosomal protein L3. Gene Ontology annotation, molecular function: structural constituent of ribosome. Bases 1 to 936 code for a protein of 311 amino acids. The record is from RefSeq and is a predicted model, not a curated record. Lineage: Eukaryota; Fungi; Basidiomycota; Tremellomycetes; Tremellales; Cryptococcaceae. Gene Ontology annotation, cellular component: mitochondrial large ribosomal subunit; ribosome. The transcript is spliced from 3 exons. Gene Ontology annotation, biological process: translation.